AUGGAGCACAACCCGGAUCACGAAAUGCCUACCCUGUUCAUGCCAACUACAAAGCGAAGCAAUUCGUCGGGCGGUGAUGCUGCAACAUUAUCUGGCCCUGGAAGCUCAACCCAGCACAGCUUCCUUGGAUUCAACAACAACUUUACUCAAUCGCCGUCCCUCUCCCCCAAGUCCACGAUGGGAGGAGCUUCACCAGACAUGUCAUCCUCGGAGCCCAGCUCAGCGGGUGUAUCUCUAACAUUAUCAAGCACGCAAAUUUCCCAAAUAUCACCACCAGCAUACGCCCUACCUAGAGCCGUCCUCCGCAAGAACUCCUCAAAGACGCCCAAAGUGGCACCUAUCCCUGAGGAUGACUCACUCGACGGGUUCGGGCUGUCAAAGAACGAUCAAAGCAAGCAUUACGACAUGAACCACGAUCUGAAAACAACAUUAACGGAUCUACUCAACUGCGACACAGUCCGCAAAGACCCCAAAAUGCGACUGCUGGUCCAGUCGAGACUGAUGGACUCGGAGCGGGAGCUGAAAAGGCAGAGGCGUUGUCGUCAACGACAGAGCUCGUUGCCAACACCGACAAUUGUGCUGUCUUCUGCGGAGGAUGAUCGGCGCCGCGAGAGCCUUGCGUGA
This is a messenger RNA of Fulvia fulva, 624 nucleotides long. RefSeq lists its product as uncharacterized. The record is from RefSeq and is a predicted model, not a curated record. The transcript has 2 exons. NCBI's taxonomy places the organism in Eukaryota, Fungi, Ascomycota, Dothideomycetes, Mycosphaerellales, Mycosphaerellaceae. Bases 1 to 624 code for a protein of 207 amino acids.